AUGUGGAAACAUUACAAAUUUGAUCCUAAUUCUGUAAAUUUUUCAUGUGAUACGGAUAAAAAGUUAAAUGAAUUUGAUACUUUACUACAUUCCGAAUGGGAUCGUGCUGUUACUCAAGAUCUUUUCGCAUUUCCAAUUAAUUAUCAUGCUAACCGACGAAUACUUGAUGAUGGAGAUCUACACUAUAUUAUUGAAUAUAAUCGUGAUCGACAAGAAAAACGUCGAAUAGCAUAUCCAUAUGAACAUGUAAAUGCACCAUUUGAUAAUAAUAAAUUUAAUUUUAAUAAAAUAAAAGAUAAAGAAAUUCUUAUUUCUUUAGAUAAUGAUGAACAAACAGAUAAACAUUUAAUAAUAAUUAAUAAUGCACCUAUUCAUCCUUAUCAUGUAUUACUUGUACCUGAUCGUCAACUUGAACAAACACAAAUUCUUACUAUUGAUUGUAUUAUAUUUGGAUUUGAAUUCGUUGCUGUAAGUGCUCAUCCAUAUAUCUUAGCUGGUUUUAAUUCACUUUGUGCUUACGCAUCCAUAAAUCAUUUACAUCUUCAUGGCAUGUAUUUUCCUGAUCGUUUAUUUCUUCAGACAAUAAAAUGUUCUCCAUUUCAUACAAACUCAAAUUGUUACCUUUUGGAUUUGUUUCACGCUGAAGCAUUUGCUUUCGAAGUUCAACAUAUUGAUGAAUUCAAUAGAAUUGCUCAAUAUGUAUAUAAAAUAACAAAUUAUUUAGCUUCAAAUAAUAUUGCUCAUAAUAUGGCAAUUGUAAAGGGUGAUUCAUUUUCAUCAUCAAAUAAUGUUUUACGUAUAUUUGUUUGGUUUCGUCAAUCAGUUAUUAAAGCACAAAGAUUUGAUCGAUGUAAUUUCGCUUGCCUUGAAUUAGCCGGAUUUAUGACACUUCACUAUGAAGAAGUUUACAAUACUUUGACACAAAUGGAAUUAUUUGAACAUUUGAAUGAAAUAGCAUUAUCAUUGGAAGAACAAAAACGAAUUAAAGAUCAUGUGAAAAAUUUAUUAGACAAUUAG
Rotaria sordida is the source of this 1017-nucleotide messenger RNA. The record is from the annotation of a GenBank genome assembly. NCBI's taxonomy places the organism in Eukaryota, Metazoa, Rotifera, Eurotatoria, Philodinida, Philodinidae.